AUGGGAAAUUCUCAGUCUAUUGAAAAGGUGACCACGGUUGUUCAGGAGGGCAUCAAAAUAUAUGAAACAGUAAAGAAGCAGCAGAACCAAGACCAAUACCAACACUAUGAACAACACUAUGUUCAACAACAGACCUCUGUUCAUUACCAACAUUCUCAUGAUGUAGAUGAUGACGACCAAUAUUCUUCUUUGCGUCAAAGAGCACACGAAGAAGCAGAAAAAAGAAAUGAACUCUAUGCUGCAAGUCAAGCAGCUUAUCAAUCCGGAGACGGAGCAGAAGCCAAGCAAUUAUCCAUUCAGGGACAUAAACAUGAUGAACGCAUGAAGGAAUUCAAUCGACAGGCUGCUGAAUACAUUUAUGCAAAAAAAAAUCAGGGACGUCCUCCAAAUGAAAUCGACUUGCACGGGUUAUUCGUGACAGAGGCCAGUGAGAAAGUGGAACAAGCUAUUCAACAUUGCCAAUCUGCAGGCAUGGAUCAUUUAGUGAUUAUUGUGGGAAAGGGUCUUCAUAGUCCUGGACAAAUUGCUAAACUAAAGCCUGCGAUCAUUGAGCUUGUCAGAAAGUACAAUGUGAGUUGUCAACCCAACAUUCCUAAUCCAGGUUGUCUUUAUGUCGAAUUUGGUAAAGGAACGGGUGAUCUCUCUUGGCUUGAUAGAAUUACUGAUAAAAUGGCCAAGGGCGAUGCUUGUGUCAUUAUGUAA
This is a messenger RNA of Rhizopus microsporus ATCC 52813, 702 nucleotides long. Its product is annotated as DUF1771-domain-containing protein. The record is from RefSeq and is a predicted model, not a curated record. Bases 1 to 702 code for a protein of 233 amino acids. The transcript is spliced from 4 exons. Lineage: Eukaryota; Fungi; Mucoromycota; Mucoromycetes; Mucorales; Rhizopodaceae.